This is a messenger RNA of Penicillium alfredii, 972 nucleotides long. RefSeq lists its product as uncharacterized. The record is from RefSeq and is a predicted model, not a curated record. The transcript is spliced from 2 exons. Lineage: Eukaryota; Fungi; Ascomycota; Eurotiomycetes; Eurotiales; Aspergillaceae. Bases 1 to 972 code for a protein of 323 amino acids.
AUGCCUGCUCCAUUUGCCAAAGGUAUAAUUGUGACUGUCUCUGUCCUUGUCGCUGCAGGCAUCGCUGUAUAUGAGUCUCCUCAGUUCAAGCAAUGGGUAGACACUUCUCGGCGCAAGAUUGCCAUGGCCCUGCACAACCUGGGUGAUGAGAUCCAACCCCGCAAUUCGGCCUCUCCGGUGCGGGACGAUAUAUCCAUGACCGAGGAGGUCGGAGAAGCCGCAGAGGAACGACGACGACUUGUGAGAGCAGAAAUAAUGCGACGAAGCGCUCUGCUGGAAUCUCGACGCCAGGCCAAAAAUUCAGAGCAGCCUCUCGAGAGCUUCGACACCCUCGUUGACCAGGAGGGGAACCUACGCAUGCCCAAAGAGGGUGAACACCAUGACCAGCUUGGUAUGGAUUCAGCGGCUAACUCUACAGCUGUUGAUUUGGGCGCAUCGCAGCCUCUCCGUCGCGGAGCCAAGCAGAAUGAAGUCGACUCCAUUGGGCUGGACCCGGAUCGGCUCCAUGUCCAGAUUCCUACAGAUACUGCAUCCAACCACCCUUCGGAGUCUGUUGUGCAGUUUACACCCACAUCAGAAGUACCAGAAGACGGUACAUACGGUACAUUGUUCGACCCGUUCUCCGACUCUCCCGUGGCACCAGGAUCGCCAGUGUCGGCAUCGGCGUCUAGCCACACCGAGGGACAUGAACAGGCGUAUUACGCUCACCCCACAUCAGCGGCCAAUACAAGCCAACAGCAAGACCUACUUGGAGACUUCGAUGGCAUGGGUCCUGGAUCUUCUUUCCAACACGAUAUCUCGUCCACGCCAUCAACCGCUGGGAGUUUCAGCCUUGUUGGGGGGUUCUCAGAUGGGUCGUCCGACGGCACACUGAGCGACCUUGGCGACCGGUCAGUUGGGUGUGUGGCUACUCCGGCAAGCUGGUCCGAGGUGGGGAGCGUGAUUAGCAGCGAUGAUGCGGGCCAUCAGUAG